AUGAGAAGACGAUAUAGUCACAACAAGCUAAUAGAGCCAAUUCGAAUUCGAAAUCGGUUUUCUUACAGCAAACCUAAUGAGACAACAGAUUCUGACGAGAGAGUGGCAAUUCGUUCGCCUGUACGUUCACCUGAUAAUGAUAACGAUGACAUGGACUUUCAGUAUGAUCAUAAAGAUGAUUUAAGUUUUCAUGACAUUAAUGAUGACGAUAAUGCAUAUGGAUCAAUUAAUCCUCAAGACUACAAUGAUGAGAUGAUAUUUUCGCAAGAUAAUGUCAAUUCAUCUGAUACUGAAGAGGAAGAAGAAAGUGAUAACGAAUACAAUUAUGAAGAGGAGGAAGAGGAGGAAGAUAAUAAUGAAAACAAUGACGAAGAGGAGGAGGAUGAAGGUAAUAAUGAUGAUAAUAAUAAUCAAGUGGAAGAGGAACGUAAUAACGAUGAAGAGGAACGUAAUUACGAUGAAGAGGAACGUAAUAACGAUGAAGAGGAACGUAAUAACGAUGAAGAGGAACGUAAUAACGAAGAGGAAGAAAUACAUCAAAUCGUUGAAGCGUUAGAUGAAGACAAGAUACCGUUCUGCAAUGGUCAAUUUGCACCGUACUUUGAUAAUUAUACAACUACGGCAUUAUUUUGCUGGCUUCAGAAACAUAAUGUUUCUACGAAAGCAUAUGAAGAUCUUGUCGAUAUCAUUCACAAUUCUCAAUUUGAACCUACCCAUGUGGUAAAAAAUAUCCGAAGAUUCCAAUCAUGGAGAAAACGUCUUCCUCUCCUACCAAUAAUAACAAAGUCUAUUAAAAUUUCACCAAAAAAAACUCCAUCAACCUCACGAGGAUCAAAACCUUCGUAUCAACUCUCAAUUAGUGAAAUUAUAUGGCGUGUUCUUAAUAAUCCGAUGCUAAUGAAGCAUAUGUAUUUUGGACCCGGCAUUAAUUCUGAAGAAAAAUCAGAAUUUUGGCAUGGAAAUUUAUGGGGGAAAUCCCCACUUUUUGGACAACACGAAAUAUUAAUAUCAGAAGUAUUGUACCGAUCUGGUGAUUUUGUUUACUAUCAUGAUGAUAAUGGUCUAAAAAAACUUGGAAGAUUAAGAUCAAUUUUAAAAAAUCAUGAUGGAUAUUAUCAGUUACGAAUUCAAAAAAUUUUGGAAUAUAGUGAUUUACCCGGAAAUUUAAAAGGGUUACCAAGACAACGUCGUUCUAUUACCGGUGAAGUAUGGUUACAAGACGAACCAUUUUUAAUUAUAAUGACUUCUCAAAUUUUAGAAAAAGUAACUAUAUUGAUGAUGUUUCAACAUCAAAAUAUUCCUGAUGGUUCAUUGCGGAUUAGUGAAAUAAUUUAUAAAUGUAAUGACCGUUGGCACGUUCGUAAUGUAAAGCUUUCAUACCUACAUCCAUCUGAUUACAUUUCUAUUAGAAAUCCACCAUCAUCAUCUAUGCCAAUCUAUAAGCUGUUUUUAGAUCUUUAUUAUGAUGAUUUUGGUACAUUUAGAAAUGUAUACCAUUCUCUAGGUGGUGUUUAUGUACAGUUUGGAAAUAUGCCAGCACAUCAAAGAAAGCUAAUAAAGAACCAUUUUGUUAUUGGGUUUAUCCCAUUUGGAGGAAAAUUUGACGAAUUUAUGAUACCAUUCAUUUCAGAAAUGAAGGAAUUAGAGAAAGGAAAGGUGAUGACUGUCCAAGGACAAGAUGCAUGGAUAAUUGCUGGUUUAGGCGUUGUUACGGCAGAUUUACCUCAAGGUAACGAUAUGACAGGAGUACUAAGACAUAAUGCAAAUAAGGGUUGUCGUACUUGUAAAACUACUAAAGAAUCAUUGAGUGCUCACAAUCAGGAUAUCGUAAUAACAUUACGUUAUCAUCAUAUUACAGACGAAGAAAUCUUAAAAAUUUCUCAUGAGACUAUAAUGUCAAGAAGAGAUCAACUUUGUACGGAAUAUGGUUUACGAUCAUUACCUAGUAUUUUAGAUAAAUUAAAAAGGGAAAGACAUUUACAGACGCCGCAGGAUGUUUAUCAUGCGACUGCAGGAAAGAUUGGGCGGCUACUAAAAUUAACUUGUGAAUUAUUUUCACGAGAAGGAGAAGAUAAUUUUAUCGAAAUUUGGAAAAAUUUUGAAAUCCCAAAAAGAUGGUCUCGCUUACCAAAUCCGAUUACUCACUACAAUAGUUUUAUGAUGUCGGAUUUACUUAGAUUAGCUAUGAUUAUGCCAUUUUUGUUAAACCAGUUUUUAAAAGAAUCAAGUAUCAAACGUAAUGAAACAGCCAUGAUUCAACAAAGAAUUGAUGCAUUUCGAGUUAGUUCAGUUCCAAAAAUUAUUAUAUCUUGUUGGAUACAUGUUGCAAAAACUAUGAAAGCGGUUUUUAACAAGAAAUUUACAUCAGAUAGCUAUGAGGAAUUGCAACAAUGUCUUGAAGAAGAGUUUUCAAUCCUUCCAAAGGUUUUUGUAAAUUUUGUUAAUUUACCAAACAUACACGUUAAUAUGCAUCUUUUGAUGCAUGCUAAAACCUUUGGAACACUUAUUAAUACCCAAGUUGGUAUAAAAGAAAUGGUCCAUCGUAUUUUUAAGGGGAUGGUACCAAAAACUAAUUGCAAAAACAUAGAUUUAGAUUUAUUAAAGCGUUACAAUACUUUAUUUGCAAUUCGACAUUUAGCAGAUGGUGGUAUUGAUCCAAGAUUUAAUAGAUCUUGUACUGGAUUUACAAAUUCAAAUUUUGGACAAUUAUUUUUAAAUUGGUAUGUUACAGAAGAUAAAUAUUCAACUGAAGCAACUGAACAAGUUCAAGACGAUGAUGAUGAUACAAAAAUUAUAUCUCCAGUAAACUUUAUUUCCAAUAUUUCAUUAAAAAAAAGAAUGCCAAAGCAGGAACGUGAUAAACUUCUUUUAACUUUACAUAAUUUUAAAACUGAAUUGUUUUUAUCUUAUGUGGAUAUGAAGUUUGAGGCGGCACUUAUAAACUCUUCAAUUAGUUGGUACAAAUUUGCAUCAUAUAUGAUUGAAGAAGAAAAUGGUAUCCUUUCAAAAGUUCACCUACAUCUCGAUGAUUUUAUCACAAUUUAUGAAGAAGAUCAUGAAGAAUCUUAUGCAAUAAUCAAAGGUAUCUUUCAACAUAAGGGUAACAAUAACAAAUAUUAUGCAUUUAUUGUUGUAGAUUGGUUUGAAGAUACUAUGGUUGAACAUUCAGUAUUAAAAUGUCCACUUUACCGUCUCCAAGCAACGGGAGAUAAAUGGAGACGUAUUUUUCCAAUUACUGUAAUAGAUAAUGUUCAAAAAGUACAUUUUAUUCAUAAUUGUAAUUCAGAAAGGUGCCAACUACCAAAUCAUGAUACUACAAAUAGAAUUUGGAUAAAAAAUAAUUUUUAUUUUACAGCCAUAUAA
Messenger RNA from Rhizophagus irregularis DAOM 181602=DAOM 197198, 3363 nucleotides. Lineage: Eukaryota; Fungi; Glomeromycota; Glomeromycetes; Glomerales; Glomeraceae. The record is from RefSeq and is a predicted model, not a curated record.